This is a messenger RNA of Cyphellophora europaea CBS 101466, 1581 nucleotides long. RefSeq lists its product as uncharacterized. The record is from RefSeq and is a predicted model, not a curated record. The coding region runs from base 1 to 1581 and encodes 526 amino acids. The transcript has a single exon. NCBI's taxonomy places the organism in Eukaryota, Fungi, Ascomycota, Eurotiomycetes, Chaetothyriales, Cyphellophoraceae.
AUGGCGGGGGCAGGUCCAGCCGACCGCCCCAUCCUACAACGGUCAGGCUCCCCAGAGCACGCCUCCACCGAGUCCGGCCGCUCGCCUCUCUCGGCCCAUGCUCCUUUCCUACACAACCUCUCGCAACGCUUUCGAAGAGGCAGCAACGUCAGCUCGAACACCUCUGACUCUCAGAGCCAGAAUGCGGAGAAGAACGAUGGCACAACUACUGCAAACCCCAAACAGCAAGAAAGGGCACGUGCCGAUGCUUCAAGGGCGGCAAAGAGAUACCUCAUGACCAUCGUACGAAAUGAUUGGGAAUUCCCACCCACAGAAGGCGGGGGACAAGAUCAACAACAGGGACCUGACGCCAGGGAACCUAUAUCCUGGCAGCUACGUGACGAUGGCUCCGAAGAUGAGCUGGAUCGCGCGCAUCCAACGUCACCCACGAAACGGCGCCCUAAGGCCGACCCAUACCGCUUCGAAAACCCCGAUGCGGUAGCAGACUACGUCCGUGAGCGGCAGGUUAAAAGAAGGAAAAUUAUCCACGAGCAGAUGUCUUGGAACCACGGCCUCCGACAUUGGGUUCAGCAGCGCGAUGCGUGGACGGGAGCGGUUUGGAGGGAUUCGGCUGGGGCGCGAAAGCCUGCAUCAGAAAAUCAGGAUGCCAUGGACACCACACUCAGUGCUAUCCUCGGAAAGGCUGACAUUCCGGACUCUGAAACCAACACCAAUGUCGACACCUCGCCUUCGGUCAGUGCCGCCGACAUCAAUGCCGCGACUGCUGUUGGUUUCGCUGCCGCCGCCGAUAGCCACACGCCGGAGGCCUCCGGAGGCACGUCCGUAGACAGUCUCGAGCCGGCAACCACCGCCACUACGGCCGCGACAGACGUAACUUCCACCGGCGUGACUACGGCCAAACCCACCAGUGCCAUCCCCGCAAACGAAAGUGAACCCGAUCCAGAAGCCGAGGGUCCUUAUCUUCCCGUGUACCCGCCGCUGUUCCCUGAAGACAACGUGCUGCGCAGCCGCAUCAACCCCAGCGCGUACGGCACGAUUUACGGCAAGAUCGUGGUGCAGAGCCUGACGCCCAACAUCCCGAUUCCGCUGCCGGACAUGGUACGCGCGCUGGUCAGUGGAUGGAAGAACGAGGGCCAGUGGCCGCCAACGGGGACGGCGCCGGAGGCGGCGCGGAAGGCUGGUAAAGCGACGGCGGGCGCGGGCGGGGCUGGAGGGACAGCAUUUGCGCGGUGGAGGAGGGACAGGGGGCAGAGGAAGGCGAGUGGUUUCGGUGCGGCGGGUGCGUUGGUGGAAGGAGCUGGAUCUGGGAAGGGGGAAGGGGCUGCGGUGGGAGCGAAUGGGCAUAGGGCCCGGAGGAGUAUCAGCAGUGUGGUCAGAAGGGUUUUUGGCACCGAGGCGGAGGAGCGGAGGAGGGAGAGCGAGGUGGGCUUGAGUUUGGGGUUCGAAGAGGAUGACGAGGCGGAGGGACUGGGUGCGAAUGCGAGUGCAGUCGCGGACGUGGAUGCAGAUGCAGAUGGGAAUUCUCGACUAAAUCGGGGGCUGCUUGAUGAGGCCAAGCAGGUGGUGAAGAAUGAGCCAUGA